This is a messenger RNA of Acinonyx jubatus (cheetah), 2139 nucleotides long. Its product is annotated as trehalase. Gene Ontology annotation, molecular function: alpha,alpha-trehalase activity. The transcript has 15 exons. The coding region runs from base 1 to 1896 and encodes 631 amino acids. The record is from RefSeq and is a predicted model, not a curated record. Gene Ontology annotation, biological process: trehalose catabolic process. Lineage: Eukaryota; Metazoa; Chordata; Mammalia; Carnivora; Felidae.
AUGGGGGUCGUGUCUGAAUGCGGCUGUAUUCGGGAACAGGAUCAAACGGAAGCCUGCAAACCUGAGUGGCCUCGCCCGGAAACAUUUUGGCCCCGGAUUUACUGCUACGGGGAGCUCCUGCACCAGGUUCAGAUGGCGAAGCUCUACCAGGACGACAAGCAGUUUGUGGACAUGCCACUGUCCUCGACCCCAGACCGAGUUCUGCAGCACUUCCGGGAGCUGGCCGCCCGCCACAACCACAGCAUUCCCACGCCACUGCUUCGCGCCUUCAUCCAGGAACACUUCCAGGCCGCGGGGCAGGAGCUGCAGCCCUGGACCCCCGAGGACUGGAAGGACAGCCCCCGGUUCCUGCAGAAGAUCUCGGACCCCAAGCUGCGAAUCUGGGGGGAGCAGCUGCACCAGCUCUGGAAGAAACUGGGAAAGAAGGUGAAGCCAGAAGUCCUCAGCCACCCCGAGCAGUCCUCUCUGCUCUACUCAGAACACCCCUUCGUUGUGCCUGGUGGGCGCUUUGUCGAAUUCUACUACUGGGACUCCUACUGGGUGAUGGAGGAGCUGCUCCUCUCUGAGAUGCCCGAGACCGUGAAGGGCAUGCUGCAGAACUUCCUGGACCUGGUGCGACUCUAUGGACAUGUCCCCAACGGGGCCCACGUGUACUCCCUGCAGCGGAGCCAGCGCCCCCUGCUGACUCUCAUGAUGCACUCCUACGUGGCUCACACCAACGAUACCGCCUUCCUGAGGGACAACAUCGGGACCUUAGCUUUGGAAUUGGACUUCUGGACUGAGCACAGGAACGUCUCUGUGAGCUCGGGGGGUGGGGGGAAGAGCUACGUCCUGAAUCACUAUUCUGUCCCUUAUGGGGGACCCAGGCCCGAGUCUUACAGCAAAGACGCGGAGGUCAGGCAUCUGGGUGGGGCUGGGACCCUGAUGUUGUGUGUCAGGCCCCGGUCCCCGGUCUGCUGCUGCCUCGUCAUCACAGGGGACCGGGAAGCUCUGUGGGCUGAGCUCAAGGCUGGGGCCAAGUCUGGCUGGGACUUCUCCUCGCGUUGGCUCGUCAAAGGCCCGAACCCCAACUUGCUGAGCAGCAUCCGGACCAGCAAACUCGUGCCUGUUGAUCUCAAUGCCUUCCUGUGCCAGGCAGAGGAGCUGAUGAGCGACUUCUACUCCAGACCGGGGAACGACCUCCAAGCCACAAAAUACAGAAAUAUGCGGGAACAGCGCUUGGCUGCCAUGAAAGCCAUCCUGUGGAAUGAGAAAGGUGCCUGGUUUGACUAUGACCUUGAGAACAGAAGGAAGAACCUCGAGUUUUACCCAUCCAACCUUAGUCCUCUCUGGUCUGGCUGUUUCUCUGACCCGGGAGUCGUGGACAAGGCUCCGAAAUAUCUGGAGGACAGCCAGAUCUUGACCUACCAGUAUGGGAUCCCGACCUCUCUCCAGAAGACAGGCCAGCAGUGGGACUUCCCCAAUGCCUGGGCCCCCUUGCAGGACCUGGUCAUCAGAGGUCUGGCCAAGUGUCCUUCACCUCGGGCCCAGGAAGUGGCUUUCCAGCUGGCUCAGAAUUGGACCCGAACCAACUUUGAGGUCUACUCCAGAAAGUCAGCCAUGUAUGAGAAGUAUGACAUCAGCAACGGUGGUCAGCCAGGUGGUGGAGGGGAGUAUGAAGUUCAGGAGGGCUUUGGCUGGACCAGUGGAGUGGUCCUGAUGCUCCUGGACCGCUACGGUGACCGACUGAGCUCGGGGACCCAGACCGCUUUCCUGGCACCGCAGUGCCUCACAACUGCCCUUCUGCUCGGCCUCCUGCCACGUCUGCCUAUUAACGUCUGCGUGAGUCCCCACCUUUUCUUGCCUCUGGAGACCCCAUACCCCACGCAGAGCCAGUCCUUGGAGGGGUCAGGGUAGGGACCUGGAAGUCAUGGGCUGUGUGCCCUUGUCCCUCCUGGAACCCCAGUAAGGAGGAAAUCCUAUUUUGCGGGGAACACCUAGCCCCAUAUCGCAUACAACCUGGCUUCCCAAACACGUACUCCAAAUGCUUUAUUGUUCCAUGGAGAUGCUUACAAAUACUGAAAAUCGCCCAGCCCAGGCCGGGCAACCAUGGCCCAGUGUUGGGCAGAGGAGCAGGGUUGUGGGCUUAGUGUUAAGGCG